UGGAGCAGCGCGUUCCCCGGGGAGGGAGGAGAGGGGAGGGAGGGAGGCUGGGCGCACAACAGCCUGUCGAUAAGUUUAAGUUUGUAGCGAACAACAUGAACAUGUUGGUGUUACCUGUGCUGCUCAGGUAGCUCUGUGAGAAGAAAAAAAACCCCGCAGUUUUGUGAGCUUAGUGGAGAUUUUCAGAGUAAAGCUGUGGACUGAGUUUCAACUUCAGGACCACCGGCUGUCCAGCGUCUGUGUGGAGGUCCAUCACCCUCCAGGCUGUGGACGGGAUGAGUGAGUGAGCGCCCCAUGAUUUAGCCCGCGACCAUGGCCUGGAGAGUGUGGUCAAAGCUCUGCUGUGGUCAAAAAUGGCUGCUCCUCCUGUACCCCCUCUUCCUCCUCCUCCUCACAAUCUCAGUGAUGACUAUCACUCUGCCCCUCCCCUCACCGCCUGCUGACAUCGGCCGGCGGUCAUCGUCCCGUGCCCUGAGCUCCGCUGGGGGGUUCACAUCCAGGCCCGGGGUCGUAAAGGCUUCUCCAGCCACUGCCCCUGAGCAGCCACUCACUCACAUCUACGACAAGUCCUGGAGAAGCAGGACUGGAAAACAGUCUAAUGACAAGAACAGCAUCGAGAGAAGUCACACAGACUCGCGCCGAAAACACAAAAACAAAGGCGUCGCUUCCAAAAGCAAAGAGAUUUCAGGCGCCAUCCAGCAGCCAACCCCUCAUCACCAUCCCCGUCUCCCACAGUUUACAGUCAACAAAGGGCCAGAGCAUAGAAUUAAACCAAGCAACCACAGUGCUGUGGUGAGGCCCGCUGCUCACACAGACAUUCAUCUUGAAAGGAGCAAAUCCAGAGCAGCACGUUUCCCCGCUGCAGUAGAUACGUUAACGACUGACAGACGAGCUGCAGGCGGACAGGCAGGCAGAGGCCGGGACAGACACACAAACAGGAACGCGCAAAUACAUGGCAGCCGUGCAGGAGCAAAGUUAGCUGAAAUUCACCAGGCUUUGGGUAAACACGGACAUGCAACAAAGCACUCUGGGAAAUCUGAUAAGGAGCAGCAGGCUGUGAAAAAGCCCUUCGGGGAUCUCAAAAAACACCAUAAUCUCUCAGAAGGUCCCUCUGAAUCGCAGAAGGAUUCAGAGUCGUUGGACCAUAGGAAGGCAUCGUCCAGGCCCCAGGCCGCCGUAAAGGAAGAUGACAGCAGCUGGUGUCGGAGAUUCACGGAGCAGGAUUUCCCAGACGGUGACCACAGGAGGGUCAGGAUUAGUCCAGAUCUCUGGCCUCUUCCCUGGCUCAGCAAAGAUGACAUCCAGAAGAUGGAGCUCCUCGCCGGGGGUGCGGUGGUCAGCAAGGCCAGGGUGCCUGCACACGGACAGGUGCUCCAGGUGUCACUGGAACCUCAGGAACAACAGCAGCCACCACAGAGGAGGGUCUCACAUCAGCAGAGACAAGAGCAAAGACAUCCAGAGACCCAUACAGAGCGCUGCCAACGGGGGCGCUGCUCCCUGAUCAAACGCACCGACGACUGGUUUGAGGUUUUUGCCUUCCACCUGGACAGAGUUCUGGGACUCAACAGAAGUCUCCCUGCGGUGCUGAGGACUUUCCACAGUGACAUUCUACCGUAUCGGUACAUCACCGGCACCCCCAGACCUGUACUGUGGUGGGACCCGGAUAUUCAGCACCUCGCUGACAGAGACAAUGACCAGAACUCAGUCCCACUCAGCUGGGUGCAGUACCAGAAGCUGCUGCAGGUCCACUGUGGGAGUGAAGAAGACCUGAGGUCAGGACGAUGUGUGGGAGUCCACCACUCAGAGUGGGGGAGACUGGCUCUCUUUGACUUCUUAUUACAGGUACACGACCGUCUGGACAGGUAUUGCUGCGGUUUCACACCUGAUCCAACAGAGGUGUGUGUGGAGAACCUGCUGCACGACAAGUGUGACAACACCAAGGAUCUGCUGCUGGUUCACAUCCUGGUGAGGAAGGCAGAUCCCUCCAGACUGGUGUUCAUAGACAACGCCGGCAGACCACAUCAGUCCACCAACAACCUCAACUUCAGGCUGGUUGAAGGGAUUGCCGAGUUUCCAGAGAAAGCGGUGUCGGUGCUCCAGUCUGGAUGCCUGGAGAGUCUUCUUCUGCGCUCCAUAUACACAGACAGGGAAUUCUGGGACAGCCAAGGUGGGCUCAGCGGUCUCCGGCCUCUCAUCCACGAGGUGGAGCAGAGAGGGAAAAUCCUCCUCCGGCACAUCAGGGACAGGGAGCUGCAGCUCAACAGGGAUCUGUGACUGAGCCGAGCCGGCCAGAGCAGGAGUUAAACAGCGUCUGCAGGUCGAUGGGCUGAAGAUGACGAGGCUUCACUGUGGUCAAACACAGAUCAUUCUGCGGUGACAGACAUCCUGAAGGAUUUAAACGACUCAGCUGAUUCAAGACAACAUCAGGAUGUAAAAGAAAAAACAACAUUUGUAUUGAAAUGCACAUUAAAAACCAAGAGUGAUGAUUUUGUCCAAAAGUCAAACUGAAAUCCCAAAAGUCGUCUGUUGUCACUUUCCACACUGAUGUGUGAGUCAGCAGGAGCAUCAAGACACAAGCAGCGUUCAGAACGUCCUCGUCCACUCACUGACUCCCUGUGUAAGGUUUGCUACAGACGACUCACUGACUUACAACUGAUCUGUAAAGAAUCAGUAAAUCAUUUAUUAACCAUUAAUAAAGGCAUUAGUUACAGCUGAUGAACCCUCUACAAAGAGGUUUAUUAUAAAGUGUUGCUGACAUGUCGGUUAUAAAUCUAUGACUGUGCAGCAGAAAACGACAAGAGACGACAAAUCUACAUUUAAGUCGCUGAAACAUUUAAAAGUGUAUCUGAAACAGUUGAGAUGUUUCAUGCUUCAGACAGAUCAACAUGAUUCUCCUCUGGAAACAAAUCAAACAUGAACCUGGAGGUGCGUCGGCGCCUCCGUCCUGUUGGAAUAACGCUGAAUACACACAGACUCUCACGUCCACAGCAUCCCACUCAUAAGAGUCAUCAAAUGAAAAGUCCCUGUAGCUACGGUGAUCAGAUCCCAGCGAAGCAAAUGUGGAGCAAAGAGCGUUUAUUUUUUGUGUGGGAUGUUGUGGGACACGGUUCUGACGCUGAGCUGCUCAGUGUGGUGAACGCUCGUUAUUUCAGCUGCUGGUUCUCUCUCUGUCCGGGAAUCAUCUUUGGGUUUCAGUAGGAAUGCAUCUAUAGAUCAGCUCGUCUCCGUUUGAACCACAUGUUAACUCACAUGUUCUGAGUCGCUUCAUGUCAGAUAUAUAAUAUAUAAUAACUCUGGCUAAUAUCUCUCUGAGAAUCACCUGUUAAAAGUAGUUACCCAGUCUUUGUUGUAGCUGUAUUUCCUUUUCCUUGUAGUAGCAUCAUAUUCUAGGUAAAUCUGAAUUGCCUGUGACUUUGUGGUGACCAGUUCUCCCUGUUGGCCGUUGUCUCGACCUGGCUCUCAUACAGAGGCCCUGAGAGCUCAACACACUUUCAGAAAAACACAUGCAAUUAGACAAGAUAAAAACAAAUUCAGAAAACACCUUCAUCAGUCUGACAACUCGUGUUGCUGCAAAUACUCUCAACACGACAGAAGUGUUUCCUACACACAAGGAAGUGAUGAGGGGGCGCCUCAUGGCUCACCUGGUAGAGCGGCGUCCUCACCACAGCGGCCCAGGUUAGAGUCCAACCUGUGGCCCUUUGCUACAUGUCAUCCCCCCUCUCUCUCUCUCUCUCUCUCUCUCUCUCUCUGUCUCCCUGUCUCUCUCUCUCUUGCUGUCGUGAUGGAAUAAAGGGAAAAAAAAAGUGAUUGACCUGGCUUGGACGUACUUGUUCAAUUGUGUUGUGACUAUUUGCAGCUCAUGUGUUGUCAAAUUGAUUUCUGAAUUUGUCUGUGUUUUUUCUGUUGACAUGUGUUUUCUUAAGUUGCAGUGUAGUGAGCUCUCAGGGCCACCGUACUCUAAGGCCAUGACAAAAAGCAAGGGAAAGACAAUGAGGUGAAUAAUAAGAAUAUUCUUUUUUACAAUAAAUAGUACAACAAACACAAAGACACUAAGGAGUGGUGCGUGGGUGCUCUGGUGUGGGUGCAUGUGUACAUGAGUGUGAGUGAGAGGAGGUGUUCGAUGCAUGAACACAUAGUUACAAAUGUGAAGGAACAGAGUGAGAGAGAGAGAGAGAGCCUGAAGAGGCGACCUCUCACAGGUCAGAAGCACUGGGUCUAAGUGUUUCCAGCUGAGGUGAUCUAAACAGGACUCCGCCCUCCAGGUAUCUGCUGCACCACAAAUGAAAAACAGAAUAAGAAUGAGCCGGAGGACCAUCACAGCCACAGCCACAGCCACAGCCACAGCCACAGUCACAGUCACAGCCACAGUCACAGCCACAGCCACAGUCACAGCCACAGUCACAGUCACAGCCACAGUCACAGUCACAGUCACAGUCACAGCCACAGUCACAGUCACAGCCACAGUCACAGCCACAGCCACAGCCACAGUCACAGUCACAGUCACAGUCACAGCCACAGUCACAGCCACAGCCACAGUCACAGUCACAGCCACAGUCACAGUCACAGCCACAGUCACAGCCACAGUCACAGCCACAGUCACAGUCACAGUCACAGUCACAGCCACAGUCACAGUCACAGUCACAGUCACAGUCACAGCCACAGCCACAGCCACAGUCACAGCCACAGCCACAGUCACAGCCACAGUCACAGCCACAGUCACAGUCACAGUCACAGUCACAGCCACAGUCACAGUCACAGUCACAGUCACAGUCACAGCCACAGCCACAGCCACAG
Seriola aureovittata is the source of this 4794-nucleotide messenger RNA. RefSeq names its product golgi associated kinase 1A (gene gask1a). The transcript has 6 exons. Gene Ontology annotation, cellular component: Golgi apparatus. Bases 313 to 2274 code for a protein of 653 amino acids. The record is from RefSeq and is a predicted model, not a curated record. NCBI's taxonomy places the organism in Eukaryota, Metazoa, Chordata, Actinopteri, Carangiformes, Carangidae.